AUGGCGGGUCCUCGCGAAAAAGGGGCGCCUCACCAAAAAGCCAAAGCAGUCCCUCUUACUGCAGGAGGCCGUCGGCCAGCAAGAGAAACACGCCCCAUCGAACGCUUUACCCCUGGAAUUCCUACCUCGCGCUCACCCACAAACCCCUUGGAACUUCCUUCCGUGCCAAUUCCAUUUCGUCUUAAGGUACCACAUCUCGCCAAUUUGGCAACGGUCACCAACCGACCAGGUGGACCACUUGCCAAAUUCGGUCUUUUUAGGAGGUUGCCCGCCGAACUACGACACAUGAUAUGGAAGUACCUUCUCCCUGGCCCAAAUAUUGUCACAGUCUAUGUCAGCAGGGACGGCCGAAAGGAAUCCUACAAGUUCUCCUCCACCCUCGUAGCUCCCAGACUCCUUUGGACCUGCCACGAAGCCCGCGAAGUCGUCCUCCUACGCUAUAAACGUAACGCAUUCAAGCAUCCGAAAAGCGUCAAUGGUUGUUUCUUCAACUUCGAACAAGAUAUUCUGGACUUCCAAUCCUGGGCAAUGGAUUGUCCGCUUGAUGGUAUUGUGGCCACGCAUGGACAACGUACCCGAUGGCUCAGCCACCGAGCCGUCGAAGCCGACAUCAGAAACGUCAAGUACAUGGCAUUCGCACACAUAGCCCUGAUGAGAGAGCUGGAUACCACCCGUAGAUAUCGACCACUGCCCCUCCCAACCUUCUUGCACUUCAGCAGUCUGCAGAAAGUCGUAAUUGUCUUCACCUUCCGUCAUACGUGGGGCUGUGCGCAGUGUCAAAAUAGCGAGAUGCCGUUGAACGACCAUCUGCUUGUGGAUGAUGCCAAGAUGGUUGUUGGUGAGCUGAAGCAAGACUUGGUGGAGGGAAAGACCUAUUCAUUCAUGUUUGGGAACGAGUGGAUGCCGCCGAAGUGGGAGUGGAGAAUGUGUUGUGCAAUCUCGGAUUGGAAGCGACCAUAUUUGGAGAGUUUGGUGGAACCAGUACGGGUCGAAGAGAUGGAGGAAGGAGACACAAUGGUGAACGAGACGGUUGGUGCUUCGGAUACUUCCCCUGCUGGAGCUGCGAGCCCGAUGGAUACGACUCCUGGUGAGAGUGUGGCGACUUCUUCGUCCGAGAAUGCGAGUAUUCUGGAUACCACUCCCCUAUUGACCGAGGGCGAGAGUGCUGCUUCUACCUCUUCGCCCGACACUCCGAAUAUCAUGGAUACAACCGAGGGUGAGAGUGCUUCUUCGACUUCCACUUCGUCCGAGACUGAGAGUAUGAUGGAUAUGACUGAGGGUGAGAGUGUUUCUUCGAGAACUUCGUUUGAGACUGCGAGUAUGAUGGGCAACCGGAUGGAAAAUUUGCGGGAUGGAGACUAGGUGAGAGCUCUCCCGCUUCUUCUGA
This is a messenger RNA of Hyaloscypha bicolor E, 1387 nucleotides long. RefSeq lists its product as uncharacterized. The record is from RefSeq and is a predicted model, not a curated record. Bases 1 to 1362 code for a protein of 453 amino acids. NCBI's taxonomy places the organism in Eukaryota, Fungi, Ascomycota, Leotiomycetes, Helotiales, Hyaloscyphaceae. The transcript has a single exon.